GUGCUUAACAACCCUUCCUGUAAAGAAGUUUUUCCUGAUAUCCAACCUAAACUUACCCUGGCAGAGCAGCGCUUGGAGCAGUGCAGCCCCUGUAUUCCAUGCGGCAUGCUAAUAGUAGGAAGGAGAACAUAAAUAAAACAUUGGGUUCAUUUAAUUUGCAGUAGGAUCCUGACUUCUGGAGUCAGGGAGCGUUUCUCUUUACACUGUGCUGUGGAUGCGAGCCCAGGGAGCUCAGAUAUUGAAUUUCUUGGUGUUUUGGCCAAGGGAAUUAGGUCUGUUAAUUAGGGAGAUUUGCACAGGCUUUAUCCAGGACAAUAUGAUAGCGCUGACAUUUCUGAUUUUUGUUUUGUUUUUGCACUUGAGUCUUUAUUUUGUGUGACUGACCAGCACUGGCUUCGCUCUGUUUUAAUUCAAAAUUAUUUAAAAUUAAUUACUCGAUAUAAAUGUUUCAGUGUGAAAGCCGUGUUGUCUCAGUCUCCUCUUUGAGUUCCUAAAGGUGCUCAGCACUUCUGAAUUGCAUUGCACAUUCAUCCGGCUUUGGGAGCAUUCAUUUUCUGCUCUUGGUGACGAUGCUGUUGCUCAGUGCCUUGGAAGAUUAUUCUGAUCCUGGAAGAGUGAUGAAGUCCUCAAAAUUACAGACUUUUGGUGAGGAGAAUUAUUCUUAACGUGGAUGGCGCUAGCUAAAAUUCCUAUCUUAUAUACAGCUGUGGGAUUUCCAUAUGUUGAUAAGCACUGCAUUUUUCAUAUUUGUAGAGAUAAAAUAAAGGGAAACAAGAAGCUGAAAUUCCAGAGAGUACAUUUUGCUCAGCUAGCAGCGACCAGUACAAAUAUCUCAAAUAUCAGAUCCACUGCUAGCAAGACUUGAUGUUUUGAAUCUCAUAUAACCUCACUGUGGUAACAGUCGAAGUCCUUCAGAAGAAACCAGCUUGGUCCUGGCAUGAUGUGGCUGUCUGCCUCCAAUCAGCAUUUCAGAGAGCUGCUUUUUGUUUGCCUUAAGCUGCCUAACCAGUUUUCUUGCAAGCCUAAUGGAUGAACUUUUACUUCCCGUUUCCUUAGCAGAGAAGAAGUAUCGAGAGCUUUUUCUGUUGUUUACCUUCAGAGCAGACGGUUCUCAUUCUUCUAGUUCUCUGCCGAGUGGCUGAGAGCCAGGUACCGUGUCUGCAGGAAAUCUAGUCAUGCUAAGGCACGGCCUGUUUCUCUUCACUUUUGGACUGUCUUUAACUGGAAACUCUUGUUGGAUGAAAGGUGUAUAUUCUGAAGAGGCAUCCAGACUUUCUGCAUUCGAAAUCGUUAUUCCUCAAAGGUUGACAGGCAGAGAGAAACAUCACCCAUUUUUUCAUGAGGAGCAUUCAGAUGACAACCUUUCUUACUCCAUAAAAACCAGAAGUGGAACAUACCUCCUAACACUGAGGAAAAAUAAAGACCUUGUUAGCAAAGACUUUAUGCUAUAUACAUAUGGGAAAAAUGGGAAACUGGAGGCAACACAAUCAAAAAACAAGACACACUGCUAUUAUCAUGGUGCUGUUGAAGGAAUGGCUGACUCGGUGCUUGCUCUUAGCACAUGUGAUGGCCUGAGAGGAAUUGUCUACAUUGCUGGCAAAUGGUAUGGAAUGGAGCCACUCAACACAUCCAGAACAUUUGAACACAGGUUUUACCAGUUAGAAGAUAUGCAGCAUAUUCCUUUCCAUUGCGGUGUGCUGAAUGACAGCCUUCAUCAUGAGAUGCAGAUGUUUGUGAAGCAGUCUGUGAAAUACGUAUUCUCACCAAACAGCACCUCUAAUAGGGAAGAGCUUUCGAGGAAGAAGCGAGCUGUCCUGCCACAGAAGAGCUAUGUGGAAUUAUUUGUGGUUGUGGAUAAUCACAGGUUUUUGCAGAAGAACUCUGAUCCUGCUGCAGUGCAAAAGGAAACCGUAGAGCUGAUUAAUUAUGUUGAUGGGAUGUAUAGUGCAUUAAAUAUCCAGAUUGUUUUGGUUGGAUUAGAGAUUUGGACAGAUAAAAACCAAAUCUCUGUAAUGGAGGGUUCAGCUGGAGAUGUACUGAGUAGAUUCGUUUCUUGGAGACAGAAAGAUCUUCUUAAGCGAACCAGAAAUGAUGUUAGCCAUCUCAUAAUAGGGAGAGACUCUUACAGUGGAUCCAUUGGAAUGGCUUUUGUGGGUACCGUCUGCUCACAGGUGCAGGGAGGGUCAAUCAGCACUUUGAAUCAUAACAAUGUGUUACGUCAUGCUACAGUAGUUGCACAUGAACUGGGACAUAACCUUGGAAUGAAACAUGAUGAUAAAAGGUGUCCUGAAUCCUACAUUAUGUACAGCACAGAUAAGGGAUCCAGGAAUUUCAGUUCCUGCAGUGCUGAUGAUUUUGAGAACCUUGUUCUAAAUGGAGGAGGAAACUGCCUCAGAAAUCCACCCAAAACAAGUAAUGUUUACAAAGAGCCUGUCUGUGGUAACAAUGUGAUUGAUAACAACGAAGAAUGUGACUGUGGAAAACCACAGGAAUGCACCAACCCUUGCUGCAAUGCUGCCACCUGCAAACUUACAUCUGGAUCGCAGUGUGCACAAGGACUGUGCUGCAAAAACUGCAAGUUUAAAGCAGCAGGAACAGAAUGCAGAUCAAAAAUGGAUUUCUGUGAUCUCCCUGAAUACUGCAAUGGAAGCUAUGCCUACUGUCCAGAUGAUGUUUAUAUCAUGAAUGGUUACCCGUGCAACAACAUGAAAGCAUAUUGCUACUACGGAGUGUGUCAGAGCUUUGAUUCACAGUGUGAAGCUAUAUAUGGAAAAGGGGCACGAAAAGCACCUGAUCUGUGCUUUGAAAAAGCCAAUAUUAAAGGAGAUAGAUUUGGAAACUGUGGAAUGACAGGUGGAGUGUACAAGAAGUGUUCUGUUCAGCACAGUCUGUGCGGCAAGCUCCAGUGCACUUCUGUUAGCCUUCAAAAUCUUCCUGCCUGGAGUGUUGUCAAUAAUGCAUCUGGGGUUUUAUGCUGGUCCUCUGAUUUUGACUUAGGAUCAGAUAUCCCUGAUCCUGCUCAAGUUCAUGAUGGAACAGCAUGUGGAGAAAAGAAGGCCUGUGUAGCUUUUGAGUGUGUUGAUGCAAGUCAUCUGGGCUACAGCUGCGACGUAAAGCAGAAGUGUAAUGACAAUGGGGUGUGUAACAACAAUGGGAACUGCCACUGCAAUUCUGGAUGGGCUCCUCCGUUCUGUAACCAGUCAGGCUACGGUGGCAGCACUGACAGUGGUCCAGCUCACAUGGAUACAUCACUUCGGGACGGUCUGCAUUUUUUCUUCAUUGUGCUGCCAAUAUUGAUUGUGACUGUAAUAGCAGUAAUUAAGCGUGACGCAAUAAAGAGGAAGUUUUGCAGGAAAAGUAGAAGACAACACAGGGAUAACAAUGCACAGCAACCAAAGCAAAGCAACAGACCAACCCAUACCACAAGAAAUGAUCAGGUAAGCCCGCCACAGCAAGCCCUGAUAUUUUCACCAUAUCGCAUUUUCCCAGUCCGAGGCAGGCAGGACAAACGCAGUUUGCUGCGGUUCCUUCAGCACCUCAUCGACCUGCUGUCCCAUCACCCAGACCCGUUGUAUGAGGAGCUCCUUGGGCCACAGCUGCUGCCAGGAACUGAUAAGGAAAAGCACGAGGGCUGGCAUCGUGCAGCCCUCCGUGUGUGCAUCCUUCCAGCAGCACGUACCGCUGGGAAGGACUCGGUGCCGAGAGACCCUGAGCACAGCCUUUGUAUCAUUGCCUUAUUGUAUUAUUGCCUAAGAGCUGCUGGCUUCGUUUGUGCCUCUUCUACCUCACCCCUUCUUUUUGUUUUUAUUUCUUUCACGGAAAGCCUGAAGUCCAGCUGUGGUUGCUUUAAAGCCGUGGCAGAACUGGGCUUCUCAGCGCGCAGCCUCAGCUGCAGAGGAGAAGUGGAUGGGGGUCAUUUAACAGCCGCCGUGUCCCGUCCUGUGCGGGCAGCCCGCAGCUCCUUCGUGCUCCUUCGUGCUCCUUCGUCCCCUCCUGCAGGCAGAAACCCGCGGGGCAAAGCGCGUCCUGCAAGCAACGAGCCUUCCCUCGGGAGUCCUCAGAUGGCAGAAUCACACUAAUGCAAUGACUUAACGUAGAUCACCCGCACGAUCUUGAUUUCAUGACCGUGGAACGCAGCGCCCAGCAGCUGCCGCACCGUUCCUCACCCUCCAUUUACUUCCCCAACCGCAGCCGCCGUGAGGGCCGCCGCUCCGCCAGGGGGCGCUCUCGCCGCGCGCCCGCUCUCACACUGCGCCCGCGCAGGGCCGCCCCCUCGGGGAAGCGGCGUCCGAGCGCAGUGCGGCGGCGAUGGAGC
Meleagris gallopavo (turkey) is the source of this 4315-nucleotide messenger RNA. The record is from RefSeq and is a predicted model, not a curated record. Lineage: Eukaryota; Metazoa; Chordata; Aves; Galliformes; Phasianidae.